Arabidopsis thaliana (thale cress) is the source of this 1383-nucleotide messenger RNA. It is a transcript of the gene MYB36, whose product is annotated as myb domain protein 36. The coding region runs from base 138 to 1139 and encodes 333 amino acids. Gene Ontology annotation, cellular component: nucleus. The transcript is spliced from 3 exons. NCBI's taxonomy places the organism in Eukaryota, Viridiplantae, Streptophyta, Magnoliopsida, Brassicales, Brassicaceae. The record is from RefSeq and is marked reviewed.
CUAAUAUCCUCUUUUUCUCGUCUUUAUAUAUCAUCUCAUCCAAGCAUUAGAUCAUUUCAUCAUCACACCAAACAUAAUUAACACUUGGAAGAGAACAACAACGACAAGAUCAAGAAAAGACAAAGAUUUGUAAGAAAAUGGGAAGAGCUCCAUGCUGCGACAAGGCAAACGUGAAGAAAGGACCAUGGUCACCGGAAGAAGAUGUGAAGCUCAAGGAUUACAUCGACAAAUAUGGCACUGGUGGCAACUGGAUCGCACUGCCUCAGAAAAUUGGGCUGAAGAGAUGUGGUAAGAGUUGCAGACUGAGAUGGCUUAAUUACUUAAGACCAAACAUCAAACAUGGUGGUUUUUCUGAGGAAGAAGAUAGAAUCAUCUUGAGUCUCUACAUUAGCAUUGGAAGCCGGUGGUCCAUAAUUGCAGCUCAGCUUCCUGGAAGGACUGACAAUGAUAUCAAGAAUUAUUGGAACACAAAACUGAAGAAGAAACUUCUAGGAAGACAGAAACAAAUGAAUCGUCAAGACUCCAUAACCGAUUCUACUGAGAACAACCUCAGCAACAAUAACAACAAUAAGAGUCCUCAGAAUCUGAGCAAUUCGGCACUGGAGAGGCUCCAGCUUCACAUGCAGCUUCAGAAUCUACAGAGCCCUUUCUCUAGUUUCUACAACAACCCUAUCUUGUGGCCCAAGCUUCAUCCAUUGCUCCAGAGCACUACAACUAAUCAAAACCCUAAGCUUGCAUCUCAAGAAAGCUUCCACCCUUUAGGAGUUAACGUUGAUCAUCAGCACAACAAUACCAAGCUAGCUCAGAUAAACAAUGGAGCCUCUUCUCUCUAUUCGGAGAACGUAGAGCAAUCCCAAAACCCUGCUCAUGAAUUUCAACCUAAUUUCGGUUUUUCACAGGACCUUCGAUUAGAUAAUCAUAACAUGGACUUUAUGAACAGAGGGGUUUCUAAAGAACUGUUUCAAGUGGGCAACGAGUUUGAGCUAACGAACGGUUCGAGUUGGUGGUCAGAGGAAGUGGAACUAGAGAGGAAAACGACGUCGUCGAGUUCUUGGGGGUCAGCUUCUGUGCUUGAUCAGACAACUGAGGGAAUGGUUAUGCUUCAAGAUUACGCUCAGAUGAGCUACCACAGUGUUUAAUAAGUUAUAUCAUGCAUAUAUAUAAAUGCGUAACUAUAGGGAUGGAUAAUGGAUUAUUGAUGGAAUAUGUAUUUUAUUACGGUCAUAAGCUUAUAGCAUGUUGAUGGUGAAAGGGGCUUUUUCAUAAUUUGUUUUAAAAUGUAACGAGUUGUGGAUAAUAAUGUAAAUCGUUAAUUCUACUUGGUUUUAUUUCAUUUUGGAAAAAAUAGGAGACGUAAAUAAACUUUGAUCGAUUUUUAUGGUG